UUGUUGAGCCUUGCCGGCCUUUAGUUCAUGUUCAUUAUUUGAAAUUCAUCUAUUGUCUUUUAUCAAAUCAGUAUUUAUCAUGCAAAUUAAAAAGGUUUUGGUUGCCGAUGCCGUCGAUACGGCUUGUGUUAAACUUCUUGAGAAGCAUUCCAUACAAGUUGAUUGCAAAUAUAAGCUACCAGUCGACCAACUGAUUGCAGAAAUUAAGAAUUACGACGGUCUUAUCGUAAGGUCGGACACCAAAGUAACUGCUGAUGUAAUCGCCGCUGGAAAAAACCUCAAAGUUAUUGGACGUGCGGGUGCUGGGGUAGAUAACAUCGACCUUAAUGCCGCCACCGCCAAAAACAUUUUAGUUCUCAACACCCCGGGGGGCAACGCCAUAAGUGCUUGCGAAUUAACAUGUGCUUUAAUUACAAACCUCGCUCGAAAUGUUACCCCAGCCGCAGCUUCCCUCAAAGCGGGAAGAUGGGACCGAAAAUUAUAUGCCGGUCAUGAACUUAGUGGCAAAGUUUUGGCCAUCUUAGGAUUAGGAAGGAUUGGACGAGAGGUUGCUCUUAGAAUGCAAGCUUGGGGCAUGAAGACCAUCGGUUAUGAUCCCAUUGUAUCCGUCGAAGAUGCCAAAAAAUUCAACGUGCAAUCAAUGACUCUCGAGGAAAUUUGGCCACAAGCUGAUUAUAUCACAGUGCACACGCCUCUAAUCCCACAAACACGAAAUUUAAUUUGCGAAAAAGUGUUCAAAUCGUGCAAAAAAGGCGUCAGAAUUGUCAAUGUCGCUCGAGGUGGUAUUAUUCAUGAGGCUGAUUUGUUAAAAGCUUUAAAGGAGGGUCAGUGCGGUGGGGCCGCACUCGAUGUUUUCGAACAGGAACCCCCAACCGAUCCUGUCACUUUGGAACUUAUCCAACAUCCAAAAGUCGUAGCGACACCCCAUCUUGGGGCCAGCACUGCCGAAGCCCAAGUCAGAGUGGCUGUUGAGAUUGCCGAACAAUUUGUUGCACUUACUGGGAAAAGCAAAGAGUAUACUACCACACCGGGUGUUGUAAAUCACAGCGUUUUAAAAAAUAUUAAGUAAUUGUAAUGACUGUUUAAUAAAGACAAUUUCUACAAA
Molecule: messenger RNA, 1105 nt
Organism: Tribolium madens (black flour beetle)
Lineage: Eukaryota; Metazoa; Arthropoda; Insecta; Coleoptera; Tenebrionidae
Product: D-3-phosphoglycerate dehydrogenase
Exons: 5
Coding region: 80-1069 (329 amino acids)
Molecular function (GO): phosphoglycerate dehydrogenase activity; NAD binding
Source: RefSeq, a predicted model, not a curated record